Messenger RNA from Drosophila ananassae, 1149 nucleotides. RefSeq lists its product as uncharacterized. Gene Ontology annotation, cellular component: nucleus; mitochondrial inner membrane. The transcript is spliced from 3 exons. Gene Ontology annotation, molecular function: nucleic acid binding; RNA endonuclease activity; single-stranded DNA endonuclease activity. Gene Ontology annotation, biological process: apoptotic DNA fragmentation. Lineage: Eukaryota; Metazoa; Arthropoda; Insecta; Diptera; Drosophilidae. The record is from RefSeq and is a predicted model, not a curated record. The coding region runs from base 30 to 1085 and encodes 351 amino acids.
CCAGACUAACCGACUAAAAUUAUUGGAACAUGAUAAGAUUUCUGCUGCCAUUAAUGGCACUCUGGGCCUUGGCCGAGGCCCAGGCCCGGUGCCAAAUUACCCAGGCACAAGUGGAGGCGACCAGUCGUGUCUUCAUGCAACGCCAAGGAAACGUGGUCACGUUGAAACGAACGGCAAGUUCGCCGGUGGGCGAAACCCUCGAUAUGUGGUGCAGCCGGGCAACUUCGCGCGCCAUGACCUGCCGGCCGGGUAGCCCGCCAAGGUUCAACCCACCCCUCCCCAUGAACUGCACCAUCACCCCAGGAGCAGUUGUGACGCCGGUGCGAGAUGGCAGCUGUCCCCAGCCAGCUACCAUGUACCGCGUGGGCUACAGUUUGGCCAAUCAGCAGUUCGCAGAACUCUAUCGGGUCUGCUACAAUAGGGCUGCUGUACGUCCUAUUUUCGUGGAGCACCGGAUUUAUGCCAAGCCUUUUAACGCACGUCGACCCUGCACUGAAUUCUCCGCCGAUGGCGUGCUCGGUCGAGCUGACGAAGGCAGUUUCUUCACGGGCAGUAUUUACGGCACCUUCCGACGAAUUUUUGGCCCAAACCAGCCGUACAUUGCCAACAAUCGAACCGUUCUUCUCAGUCGUGGUCAUCUGGCCGCAUCCAAUGACUUCCUGUUUCGGGAUCAGAUGUGUGCCACCUUCAAGUUGGUGAAUGUGGCACCUCAGUUUAACACCAUCAACGCACGCAACUGGAACCGCGUUGAGGAUUAUGUCCGAUCUUUGGCGAGAGGAAAUGCAUUUGUUAGCGUACGCACUGGUACGCGUGGAGUCCUGAGCCUUCCCUCGCCAACUGGCCCGAAGGAUGUGACCCUCAGCGGUAAUAGGAACCCGGUGCCUCUAUGGUUUUACAAGAUUGUAAGAAAUGCAAGAAACGCACCAAUUGUGGUGUUUCUCACAUUGAACAAUAGGUUUGCAACACGACCGCCGGCGGUGCCUAACUUUUGUACUCGAGUUGCUUGCCCCAACAAUAUGCAGUUUCCUCAAACGGGCAUUGAUGGUUACACAACUUGCUGCAAUCCUGCCAAUUUCAGGCCUUAGUAUCAUUACUUUCUUAGCAAGGAGAUAUUCCAGAAUUUCAAUUAAACCUUUUUUCCUAAAUCAA